UCGGAUAAGAGUUGUCCUUCUCUCUAACUAGCAAUAAUAAGAUAGCUAUACACCGGAUAAGCACAAAGACAUAAAGCGGAGUGUUCGUCAAUUCCUUUGACCACUCUACUCCAUCAUCAGCAAUGCUCCCCCUUCUCUCCAUACCCUAUCAUUACCUUCCACGUGUCCCUCGUACUGCAAUUAUUCCAUUUGGACGGGUGUUAUUCAGUGAUGAAGAAUGAGAAGCGCGAGAUCUGUUGCACAGGAAUGAAGAUAUCUUCUUUAGAUGUUUAUUUAUAUUUGUCAGUUACAGUCUUCAAGGCGUGCUUUUGCUAGUAAGAGAGUUGGUGAAGAUGGCGACGGUGCAUAUGAUGAGAGAGAGUCCGGUGGAGGAGACGCUGGAUAGGAGUCCGAGGAGUCCAGAGGCUAAACUCGGGAUGAAAGUUGAGGAUUUGUGGGAUGUGCAGGAGCCUCAGCUCAGUCCGACUGAGAAGCUCAAUGCUUGCUUCGAGAGUAUACCUGUAUCUGCCUUCCCGUCUGCGAAUUCCUCCCAAGUGGUCGAGAUCAAAUCAGACACGAGUCUAGCAGAGGCUGUGAAAAUACUAGCGGAUAACAAAAUAUUAAGCGCGCCGGUAGUGGAUGUUGAUGCGCCUGCAGAUGCCUCUUGGAUGGACAGAUACCUCGGCGUUGUUGAGUUCGCCGGAAUCGCUGUCUGGAUUUUACAUCAGUCAGAACCUUCAUCUCCCAGGAGUCAGAGAUCUGGAGCAUCUCUUGCAGUGGCAGUUAAUGGAUUGACUAAUGCUGCAGGGCUUGGGACCCUAGGACCUGAAGAUGCUUCAGCAACUUCUGGAAACUUUUUCGAGGCUUUGACUUCUUCUGAAUUCUAUAAAAGCACGAAGGUUCGAGACAUCUCUGGAUCAUUCCGGUGGGCACCAUUUCUUGCUUUACAGAGAUCAAACUCCUUUUUGACGAUGCUCUUGUUGCUCUCAAAAUACAAAAUGAAGAGCGUUCCUGUGGUUGAUCUGGGUGAUGGGAAGAUUGAUAACAUAAUCACGCAGUCUGCUGUUAUUCAUAUGCUAGCGGAAUGUGCUGGGCUUCAAUGGUUUGAGAGCUGGGGAACCAAGAAACUUUCAGAAAUUGGUCUUCCCUCCAUGUCCGCUGUUCAUAUUUGCAAGGUGCAUGAGGAAGAACCAGUUCUCCAAGCAUUUAAACUGAUGAGGAAAAAGAGAAUUGGAGCAAUACCUGUUGUUGGAAGUGACGGUCAAAAGCCAGUGGGCAAUAUAAGUCUAAGAGAUGUUCAGUUCCUGUUAACUGCACCUGAGAUCUACCAUGAUUAUAGGUCUAUAACUGCAAAGAACUUUUUGACGGCAGUUAGGAGUUACUUGAAGAAGCAUCAUGAAACCUCACCGAUGGUGAAUGGCUUGAUCACGUGCACGAAAGACCACACCAUCAAAGAAUUGAUUCUGCAACUUGAUUCCAAGAAAAUUCAUCGAGUAUAUGUGGUGGAUGAUGCUGGUAAUCUGGAAGGAGUGAUCACACUGAGAGACAUCAUCUCAAGGCUUGUACAUGAGCCUCCAGGCUACUUUGGUGAUUUCUUUGACGGAGUGCUGCCUUUGCCUCAAAACAGCAGAGUUUAAGGGGGUGUCAUUAUUUAUGGUCGGGUAAUUUCCGUAAUAAUUGACCACUUCAAGAUGGUAUCUGCUAAUCAUCUUUGGAUUGUUUGAUAGCAAGAAAAUGUAGUGAAUGUAACAUAGUUGGGUUCUCAUGUAAUUAGUUUCUUCUUCUUCUGUGAGGUUUCAUUUUGCGUGCAUCUUGAUGUAUCAACAAACUGAAUGUGACCACUUCGGGCUGAAAUCAAAUCAAAUAAGUAGGACUUCUCCA
Manihot esculenta (cassava) is the source of this 1860-nucleotide messenger RNA. RefSeq names its product SNF1-related protein kinase regulatory subunit gamma-1. Bases 333 to 1616 code for a protein of 427 amino acids. The transcript has 6 exons. NCBI's taxonomy places the organism in Eukaryota, Viridiplantae, Streptophyta, Magnoliopsida, Malpighiales, Euphorbiaceae. The record is from RefSeq and is a predicted model, not a curated record.